AUGCCUUCAGUCACGCUUCCGCCCGCACCGCGGCGCGACGACUGGAAAUCACUCGCGCCGCCAUUGCCCGCUUCUGGAAGUUCAUCUACGUUCUCUGCACAGGCUACGCUGCCGCGGUUGCCGGUUCCGCCGCUUGAGAAGACGGUGGAACGGUUGAAGGAGAGUUUAGUGCCGCUUGCGAGUGGGGAGGAGGAGUUGAGGGCGGCGAGUGCGAAGGCGGACGAGUUCGCGCGGGGGUUGGGCAGAGAACUGCACGCGCGUCUGGUGAAGCAUGCGGAGGGCAAGGAGCAUUGGCUGGAGAAGUGGUGGGACGACGGAGGAUACCUGGGCUACAGAGACUCGGUCAUUGUGAAUGUAUCAUACUUCUAUGGUUUCAAGGACGUGCCAAACACACCCAAGGACCCCAUCCAACGCGCCGCCGCCCUGACACGCGCAGGCAUGCUCUUCCGACGCAUGCUCAAGCGCGGCGAGAUCGCGCCCGAAGGAUCCAAAGCCGCGCCAUUCUGCAUGGACACCUUCCGGUGGAUGUUCGACUGCUGCCGCGUACCCGGAACAGAGGGUCUUGACUGGAGCGUGAGCUAUGCGCAAGAAGGCGAUGUAGGCGACUCGGGCCAUAUCGUUGUUGUGCGGAAUGGUCGGUUCUGGCGUGUGGAUAUGGCACCACAGGGCCAGCUGCUUGGUACAGAAGCUCUUGCGGCGCAGUUGAGGCAUAUUGUGGACAACAGCACUACUCCUAUGCCUAGUGUGGGUGUCCUGACUUCGAACAACCGCGAUGUAUGGGCAAAGGACUACGUCGAGCUUGCAGCCGAUGCUCAGAACCGUUCUGUGCUGGAGGCCAUUCACUCGUCGGCAUUCGUGUUAUGCUUGGAUACGCACACGCCGGAGGGUAUCGUUGAGCAUUCACGGAAUCUGUGGCACGGCGCAUUCCCUUCAACAGGUCGUAUGGGUCUAGAAGAUCGCUGGUCAGACAAGCCCAUCAACCUCGUCGUGUUCGACAAUGGCCAGGCAGGUAUCAUGGGCGAGCACUCAGUCAUGGACGGGACACCCACAGUCACAUUCUGCGAUACACUACUCGAUCUUCUCGCAUCUCCCUCUUUCGACCAUGGUCCAUCCUCAUUCGCUGCACAACCCAAGCCGCUCGACUUCAACGUGAGCAAGACGACUGAAAAGGCAAUCGAGGAGGCGAAGAACGCCGCUAGCGCGCUCAUUGAGGGUCAAGAUAUGAACAUCGUCCAGACGUCCUACGGCAAACGCACGAUCAAGACGUUCGGCGUAUCUCCGGACUCAUGGGCGCAACUCAUCAUCCAGCUCGCGUACAAACGUCUCACUGGCGAAUACGCCGCGACGUACGAGGCUGCUACCACGCGCAAAUUCCUCAAAGGCCGCACCGAGGCCAUCCGCGUCCGCAAGGAGCUUCUGUUGGCGGCGGCAAAGAAGCACGUCGAACGCGCGAAGGCGGCUGGAUCGGGCGAGGGCAUCGAUCGCCAUCUGCUCGGUUUGAAGAAGGUGUUGGAGGAGGGCGAGGAGAUGCCGGAAGUCUUCAACGAUGCAUUGGUACAAAGGAGCAGCUACUGGAAGCUGAGCACUAGCGCGGUGUUCAGCAAGCAUUUCGGGCCGUACGGAUGGGGAGAGGUCGUACCCGACGGGUUUGGUGUGGCGUACAUGACUGGCUUCGAUGACUACUUACAGUACACCAUCACGUCGACGACGGACAUGCCUAAUGCGAAGUUCGCGAAGGAGAUUGAGUGCGCUGCGUCGGAUCUGUACGAGUUAUUUCAAGCUGGAGAAGGAGUAAAGUCGAAGCUCUAA
Molecule: messenger RNA, 1809 nt
Organism: Peniophora sp. CBMAI 1063
Lineage: Eukaryota; Fungi; Basidiomycota; Agaricomycetes; Russulales; Peniophoraceae
Source: the annotation of a GenBank genome assembly